Biomphalaria glabrata is the source of this 3332-nucleotide messenger RNA. RefSeq lists its product as uncharacterized. The coding region runs from base 776 to 1441 and encodes 221 amino acids. The transcript has 3 exons. The record is from RefSeq and is a predicted model, not a curated record. Lineage: Eukaryota; Metazoa; Mollusca; Gastropoda; Planorbidae.
ACCACUAAGGUGUUAUGGCAUGUGUUUACCUCUAAGGUGUUACGGCAUGUGUUUACCACUAAGGUGUUACGGCAUGUGUUUACCACUAAGGUGAUACGGCAUGUGUUUACCACUAAGGUAUUAAGGCAUGUGUUUACCACUAAGGUGUUACGGCAUGUGUUUACCACUAAGGUGUUACGGCAUGUGUUUACCUCUAAUCGUAAUUAUGAAACAAGUAAAUUCUCACGUAAACGUGAAGGUCAAAGAUGAAGUCAAUUAUGGAUUAUACAUCGAGUGAUUUUAUUCCACAAAUUUUAACUUUAAAUACCGUGUGAUAAAUAGACAUUAUAUUAGGGCCAGAGAAUUGAAGGAAAUUGCUUAUAUAGCAAUGUUUAAUCAUGACAGUUUGUGUAGGCAAGGCUUUUAACACCAACGAUCGGAAAAAUCCGUUUUGGAAACAUGAUCAAUUGAUAAAUGAUCUUGAUGAUGAAAAUAUGUAAAAACAAAAUCAAACUUUACAAUUUUAUUUUUCUAACUUAUUUCUCUAUGGAGGCGCGGUGGCUGAGCGGUAAAGCGCUUGACUUUCGAACCUGGUUCCGGGGUUUGAAUCCUGGUGAAGACUGGGAUUUUUAAUCGGGAUCUUCGGGCGCUUCUGAGUCCACCCAGUUCUAAUGGUACCUGACAUUAGUUGGGGAAAAGUAAAGGCGGUUGGUCGUUGUGCUGGCCACAUGACAUCCUCUUAAACCUACUUACCAGAUGGCUGUCGGUGAAGUUUAUAUUUUUUGGGAUUGUUCUGAUGCUGCAUUGUCAAGAACUUAACGCUCGCGUUACAGAGGUGAGAUGUGAUCCAGAUAUUCCUUCCAGACCUCAGCCUGAUGUCAAUGUCCACGCAAUAGCUAUGCCCCAGAGCGACAUUCACGUGACUAACUGCACUGAGGGUGAGUACCUUGACUGGUACAAGUGCUCACCUUGUCAAGAAGGAACAUUCAGAACAAAACAGAUUGCCGCACUAGAUAGAUACUCUUGGUGUCAGAGCUGUCAGGAGCCAGGUACGUACGAAAUUAUUGUAGAGCCAUGCACCAAGUCAAGAGACGCCAAAAUCAUGUGCGAGGAUGGAUUUUACCGGCUCGAAGUUCCCGAAAUGCCGUGCAAAUCUGAAUGCGUCAGAUGUGACAUCUGUGGUGUCGGAAGGAAUAUGUUUAAAAACUUCGAGGCACGUGAAUGUGGCGGCUAUAACAAUACCGCCUGCUGCGAACAUGAGGAUAUGGUUGUGAAAGAUGAACAGUGCGUCACCAUAACAACAUCGACAAGGGAAAAGACAACAAUAACAACAACAACAACAUCCUCCGUGACAGACAAUAUGGAGGGCUUCCAAGCAGGUUUUGUUGGUCAGUCUGCAAUUCACAGGAUAUCAAACUGCUUGUGGAUUAUCUGUCUAGUCACGUUUGUACUGUGUACAUAGAACUUUGGAAUUUAUCAUGAAGAGCGGAUAACUCUGUUCCCUGUACCUGAUGUACAGAGUAAACGAAGCGCUGCAAAGCUAUGUAUUUUGAAAAGUGCAUGAGAAUUGUUAGCACCCCGCGGGAACAAAUUUCAUAACUCUUCCGUAUUUGGUACAAAACAAAGUAUUACUAUGGAAGAGGUAUUAACAGUUCGCUCUAUGAAAGUGUUGCAACUAAAAAAAAUGUUGUUCAAAACCAAUAGGACAGGCUGGUAUAAUACAGACUUUAUUCAAUGAUAAACUGCUAAAAUGUGAGACUUUGAGUUGGCAGUAGUGGUCUUUCAUUUUAGAAUGCUCAGAUGUGUUUAUUUUAUAUGUUUAUUUCACUUUUCAAUUUCCUGUAUUUUUUUUCAUUUUUUUUUCGUUGGUUUCACUCUACAUUUAUCCAAAACGCUUUCUCUUUUUCUAGUCUAUGUCUGUAUUUCAUUGCUUAGAGAUUAUUAACAGAUCUUUAAAAUUGAAAUGUAAACAAAGAAUAGAUUUUUUUUUACAAACAAGCGUGGUCGAGAGGCUAAGUACGGUUGAACUUGUCUUGGCUCGAGGUUCGACUCGAGCAGAGUUGUGUUUACUGAGCGCCUAAAGGCAGCACGGAACACCUUCUCCCAGAUCCCCCCACUGGUCUACAAACGAGAUUGGACCAUAGCGCUCUGAGCAUGCUAUAAGCAUGAAGGUAGCGCUAUAUAUCUUAAUAGCAUAAAUGGGUACUUUAAAAUCAAAGUGUAUUGCUAUAGUUAAUUUCUGUGAUUAACUUUAAGAGUGAAAGCCUUUAAUUGUUUUUCAUUCUCGUCCAUGUCCAUGUGUCCACUAGUCCGAAAGAUCUAUCAAGGCCGGCCUUAGAUUUUUGGAGUCCCUAGGCGAAGUGACUUUGUUGUCUCAAAAUGAAAUAGAAAACUAAAAAAAAAUUAGCGAAAAACUAAAAUUAUGCAAUUUAUUCAAAACCUAGUCUACUCCAACAAUAAUAUUGGGAAUAAGUUUCGAGCCUUGUUUGCCUGCGGUUGGGACCUUCCGCCUAUCUAUAUAUUUAUAUACUACAUCACCUUAGCCGGGUCAGGAAAGGGAGGCCAAUGAGCCAACCUUGAAUCGUGUUUACUAUUUUUAAAAUAUCUAGUUAUUUCUAACAGUGUUAUGAAGGAGAGAAAACAGCUUGUUUACCUAACCUCAUAGAGAGAAAUAUCUAAUGUGUUCAAAUAUCUAGGUGUCAUUGUGGACUGCAAGUCUUCACGGGAAACCACCUUGCGACUCUGGCAAAGAAAAUCGCUAUUUCUUUCCUAUACAAACUCAACAGUUUUAAACUACAUAAUAAAAUCUUGGAUAUUUUUUACUGUUGGAACAAUGCAAGAUUUGCCAACAUAUGGAAUAACCUGUUGGCAAAGCAACGCUUCAUCUAAACUGUUGCGCCAGUUAGAGCAUCAAAAAUCAUACGCACAACACUACCAUAUUGUAAUGGACUUUUUGUUCAGAAAUGUCUCUCAGCGAAAUCGGAAAAAAUUCCUAAAAGACAACAGCCACCCGUUCCACCAUAACAACGUCAAGUCGUCAAUGAAAGUGAGUGACUUCUGUCAAUCAAGACUAGAACCGAACACAAAAACUCGUUCGUUCCUCACUCGGUCAGACUAUAUCAACGCCUCUCGUAGACUAGGGAACGUGAAAAGGACCAAGAUGUCUGUGUGUUGUCACUCAAUGAACUUUUUAUCUUGUGUCUGCUCUAGUUAUGUGAAUGUUUCUGUUGUGUUGUUGUCUUUAUAUGUAUGAGAAAAGAGUCCUUGUAAUCCACAACGAAUUUCCAUAAGGAUCAAUAAUCCAGUCUUAGCCUUAGUCUACUGCAAGAAAAUAAAAAUAUGUUUUUUUUAAA